This is a messenger RNA of Pantherophis guttatus, 1960 nucleotides long. It is a transcript of the gene ZDHHC4, whose product is annotated as zDHHC palmitoyltransferase 4. Gene Ontology annotation, cellular component: endoplasmic reticulum; Golgi apparatus. Gene Ontology annotation, biological process: protein targeting to membrane; peptidyl-L-cysteine S-palmitoylation. Gene Ontology annotation, molecular function: protein-cysteine S-palmitoyltransferase activity. NCBI's taxonomy places the organism in Eukaryota, Metazoa, Chordata, Lepidosauria, Squamata, Colubridae. The record is from RefSeq and is a predicted model, not a curated record.
UCCCAUUUUGCGGCCUUGUGACAAGCAAAGUCAAGGGGAAAGCCAGAUUCACCUAACAGAUCGUGUGACUUUACUUAACAACUGCAGUGAUUCAUUUAACGACUGGGAAGAAAUGUCGUAAAAUGGGACAAAAUGUUACUUCAGUGUCUCAUUUAGCAACUGAAGUUUUGGCCUCGAUUGUGGUCCUAUAUUGAGGACUAACUAUUCCCCUAGACUAGAGGGCAAGAUGGACUUCGUGAUCCUCUUUGGCCUGUAUCUCGGCCUGGUGCUGCUCAGUGUGGCGGUCUGUGUCUCCUCCCGACGGGAGCAAAGCUUCUCUUGGAGGCUCAUCAGGGGCACAACUCAAGUGUUCUCCUAUGUAAUUCCAGCUCCAGUUCAUAGAGCAGCUCAGAAGGCCAUUCAUGGACUCUUCCAUUCCCGAAAUUCAUUCUUUGUGGUCCUGCACUUGAUUUUGGAAGGGCUGGUUUAUGGCGAGUAUACCUGGGAGGUGUUCAGCUACUGCCAAGAGCUGCAGUUCAGCAGGCUCCUCCUCCUCCUCCCUUACGUCCUGUUGGCUGUGAAUGCAGCUUUCUUCAUCCUCUGCUCCAGAAGUAACCCAGGCAUCAUCACCAAAUCCAACCAGCUUCUCUUCCUUCAUGCAUACGCAUACGACGGUCUGAUGUUUCAACAAGAUGCUGAAUGCCCUACCUGCGCAGUGAGAAAACCAGCCAGAUCCAGGCACUGCGGCGUGUGCCGUGGCUGCAUACAUCGUUUUGAUCACCACUGUGUUUGGGUCAACAACUGCAUUGGAGCCUUCAACAUCCGGUUCUUCCUUUGCUACCUGCUGACUUUGACCUCCAUGGCUGCUUCUAUUGCAGCUGUAACGGCCGGCUUUCUCAUCCAGGUGGUUCUUUUGUCAAAUCUUACAUGGGGACAUUAUACUGAUGACCAAGGUCAAGAGCAUCCAGUUGAUACCUUCUUCCUGAUUCAGCAACUUUUCCUGACCUUUCCUAGAAUUGUAUUCAUGCUGGGCUUCGUCAUCCUUCUGUUGGUCAUUCUGGGCUCCUAUUUCUGCUUCAUCCUGUACCUUGUACUGACCAACCAGACAACCAACGAAUGGUUGAAAUCAGCAAGAUAUACGCCCUCAUGCUCGGAGCCAUACAGCAGGCAGGAAGGCUAUAGAAACAUCUACUCCAAAGGCGUGUGGGCCAAUCUGGCAGAAAUUGUGACACCUCUGACAACUCCUGCAAAGAAAAGGAAGUGAAUCCUUGCACACGUGGAGCUGGCAAAAACAGUUUGCACCAUACAAACUUAUCUUCUGUAGAAUGAAUUUUUAUUCUAACUAAAGGACUAUUCAGAAGCGGAAAAUGAGUUAACAGAUCAGAUAGUUAAUGUGAGCACCGAGUGCUAUUGUUUGCACUUUUAGUUUGCCUGCUAAAAAGCUCGGGGGGGGGGGGGGGAUGCAUUGUUAUUGUGGUGGUGAGAGUAGUUGGUUGCAGUUAGGCAGAUGUUUAAACAUGAUUUGGCAUUUUUAUCCACCUAUCGAGUACUUCCCAAGGACCUGGGAAAAGCAGAUGUUGUUUGAUGGUGUUAAAAGGUCUCAUUGCAGGAUUUAAGCUGUUCUGAGCCAAGCUGCCUUUUGCAAUUGACUUGAUGGGACUUUUGUCAAUCAUGUUCCAAGUGUUGCUUCAGAGGUUUUGGGAUUGCACCCAAGGUGCCAAUUACUAUUGGGACUAUCUUUGUUCUCCUUUGCCACAGCUGUUCUGUUUUUUAAUUUGCGUGUCUUUGUAUUUUAUGAUUUUCUCCAGUUCUUUGUCUUCUGGUCCGCUGUCUCCAAAUACUGCCAUGUCCACUAUGCAGACUUGUCUUUUUAUGGACAGUUGUUAAGUCUUGGAGUGUUAUGUGGCAGCUGCUUAUCUGUAUUGUUAUAAUUAUUACUACGUAUUUUUGGUGAUGUAAAAUGAAUGGAGGCCUACAUCGA